AUGGACUCCGUCAAAGACAAAGUCUAUGUCAUCACAGGCCUCGGUGGCAUAGGCCUCGCAGUCGCAAAACAGCUUUAUGCACUAGGCGCAUCCCUCUCUCUAGCUGAUCUCUCUGCAACGACCCUCGACACGGCAGUGCACACCCUCACCUCAGACACUAAGUCAGACAGACUUAUGACCACCGUCCUCGAUAUCACCUCCGCAACAGCCGUGAAAGCCUGGGCCGGCGCAACAGUAGAGCGAUUCGGACGCCUCGACGGCGCAGCUAAUAUGGCCGGUGCUAUUGGGAAGAACCACGGUGUAGGCCGGUUCGUCGACAUGGAAGAUGAUGAGUGGGAUAUGUUGGUGCGGGUGAAUCUUUCUGGCAUGAUGUAUUGUCUCCGAGCGGAGCUCAGAGCGAUCAUGGAGUCUGCGCCUGGUGGGAAGGGGAGUAUUGUUAAUGCGUCGAGUAUUCAAGGUGUAAGGGGGUUCCCGUUGCAUGCGGCAUAUUCGACGACUAAGCAUGGGGUUGUGGGGUUGACGAGAUCUGUUGCGAAGGAGGUUGGGCCUGAGAUUCGGGUCAAUGCUGUUGCGCCUGGAUCUAUCCAAACACCCCUUUUGGACCAGGCUGCUGUUAUUCAAGGUGGUACUCAUGUACCGCCUAGUGUUAUUCCUCGUGUUGGAACUCCUGAAGAGGUAGCGCAGACGGUAGUGUUUCUGUUGAGUGAUGCUGCGUCUUAUACGACUGGACAAGUCUAUAAUGUUGAUGGAGGAUGGGACCCAUGA
Messenger RNA from Penicillium pulvis, 765 nucleotides. Its product is annotated as SDR family NAD(P)-dependent oxidoreductase. Bases 1 to 765 code for a protein of 254 amino acids. The record is from RefSeq and is a predicted model, not a curated record. NCBI's taxonomy places the organism in Eukaryota, Fungi, Ascomycota, Eurotiomycetes, Eurotiales, Aspergillaceae. Gene Ontology annotation, molecular function: oxidoreductase activity. The transcript has 2 exons.